AUGACCUCCCGAGGACCUCAGUCGGCGUACUCUUCCCGAGACGUUUCCCCAGAUUCGCGUCCCGAACCUUACGACCCGUUCCGCUCAGAAUCCGAUCCUAUCGAGCUCGCCUAUCUAUCUCAGCCGCCGCAGGACAGUCACACAAGAGAAGGGCUGCAGCCGGGAGCAUACUUUGGCUUGUCACAUGGGGAGGGUCGAUAUGAGCCUGUUCGUGAAGGAUACACGAGUCCUGGUCUCUCCGCACGCUCGACGAGGGAGUCAACACACACCCUAAACUCUCUCUAUCACAAGAAGGCCUGGGAUGCAGACACGCAAGCUCUGGUCGACCGCCGCUCUGGGGAAUUGGCGCAAUGGCACAUAUAUUGGACUACCCCAGCACUCAUCAUAGUGUUGUUCCUGGCUGGGUUCGCGGCAGCAGUGGGCCACCACUCGUUCUACAUGCACCUCGACGGGCAGCCGGCCAUCGAGCAAUUGAAGAUGGUCAGGUACGGCACGGCCUUGGCAUUCUUCGUGAAAAGCACGCUUGUUGGGACUGUCAUCAUGUGUAAUCGUCAGCGGAUAUGGUACACGUUUCGGCGAAAGGCGAUGACGAUUAACGGCAUUGAUGGCCUGUUCUCUGCAACAGAAGACCCGACGCAGUUCUUCCUAAACUGGGAGAUGAUCAGAAACGGCAAGCUUGCCACAUUGAUGGCCGCCUGUACUUGGUUACUACCGCUUGCAUCCGUGCUGUCUCCGGCGUCGCUCACAUCUGAGCUCAGAACUUUCAAUGACAAUGUUACGUGCUCUGUGGCUACCCUGAACUUUGCCCAGGAGUCUACAUACGACUUCCGGGACAUGAGUAAAUAUUCGCUGAAAAGCUUAAACUUCUACAAUACCACCCAGCCAGCUGCAGAAGAGAAACGAGAUCUUAGAGACGAGGGCUAUUUCGACUACUAUGACCAGCCGUCGAAGAAUGCACGCCGCUUGGCCUUUAGUAGUGUGUACAUGCAGAAGCCACAACCCCGGGAGAAUGCAUCUUCAGUGUUUUGUGGAUCCGGUUGGAACUGCACGUACACGAUUGGAUUCAUUGCACCCGGGUACAAAUGCGACGAUGUUGACGAUACCGAUGGAUCCGAUGCGCCUUUCACCUUUGCUGAUCUUGCACCGAAUGGGAGCCUUGUGUAUUCUGCGGACGUUGACCAAGGCGACUACGGGCACCAAGAGCCGGGAGUCAAUGGGACGUCUUUGGGUGUCUUUAAAAGCGAACCUGUUCUUUGGAUCGGGUAUGCCGUCAAUACGUCCACACCGUAUCCAGAUGACAGCUCGUAUAGAGCCAAAUGGGGAAACGUUCACGAGCCUAGGAUAUUCAAAUGCGUCAUGCAGUACACCAAUUACACAUUCGACAUGACGUUUAACCCCAGACAGUCUGCAACGCGUCGAGACCGAGUGUUUCUGCGUCCUGUCAUUGGCGGAGAUCCCGUUAAGCCCCAAGAUGUAGAAAAGUACAAGUUGACAGCCUCGUAUCACACUAUGGGCUCGCUUUUACGUCGCUUCCUUCGUGGCAAGAUCGAGCAGCAAAAAUUCCUGGUCACCUACUCGGAUCUGUCUGAAACGCGACUGGCCAACAGCAGCACAUCGUAUCCGCUGGUGGACCUGAAGACCGAGAUACAAGACUUCUUCGAAGAUAUCCUCAUCACCCUGCUCAAUGAGCCCAAGCUGGUCGUCGCACAGGACCAGGAGGUACCUUGCGUGAAAUCACGUACCAUGAUGGUGUAUGUGUACUACAGGCGCUCCCUCUGGAUUGGGUACGCAAUUGUCAUUGCAAUCACUUUUGCCUUUAUACUCGUCGGCGCAUGGUCACUUUAUGAGAAUGGAGUAGCGUCUGACGUGCUCUUUUCCCGUAUUAUGGCCACAACCCGCAACCCUACCCUGGAUCACCUGAGCGUGGGUGCGUGUCUGGGCGGAGAUCCCUUUCCUAAAGAGCUGACACAGACGAAACUACGCUUUGGCGUGCUACUUGAGGAUGAUCCCAGAGAGGGACCUCUGGGAAAGGUCGAGCAUUGCUGUUUUGGCACCAUGGGCGAGACAAAGGAGAUUGUCAAGGGUGGCACGUACGGCUAA
This is a messenger RNA of Alternaria burnsii, 2100 nucleotides long. RefSeq lists its product as uncharacterized. The coding region runs from base 1 to 2100 and encodes 699 amino acids. The record is from RefSeq and is a predicted model, not a curated record. Lineage: Eukaryota; Fungi; Ascomycota; Dothideomycetes; Pleosporales; Pleosporaceae. The transcript is spliced from 3 exons.